Molecule: messenger RNA, 1478 nt
Organism: Phragmites australis (common reed)
Lineage: Eukaryota; Viridiplantae; Streptophyta; Magnoliopsida; Poales; Poaceae
Product: putative D-cysteine desulfhydrase 1, mitochondrial
Exons: 10
Coding region: 130-1290 (386 amino acids)
Molecular function (GO): D-cysteine desulfhydrase activity
Source: RefSeq, a predicted model, not a curated record
CAAUCGCACCAUGGUCCAUCCGGUCGGGCUCGUUAGGCUGGCCCUACGCCCCUACCCGUCACUUUCACUCUUCCACUCCUCUGCCGUCUGGCCGCCGUCGCCCACCGGAGUCUGGUCGUCGCCGCCGGGAUGGCCGGUCUCUCCGCCACCUGCUCCACUGCCGCACAGAUCGGGGCCUUCCUCUCGAAGAAGCCGUACUCGCCGCCGUCGUGGGCCACGCACCUCACCCCCGUGCCUUCCCACACCUUUUCGCUCGGCCACUUUCCAACGCCGAUCCACAAGUGGAAUCUGCCCAAUUUACCGGAAGGCACGGAAGUAUGGAUGAAGCGAGACGAUUUAUCCGGCAUGCAGUUAAGCGGAAACAAGGUCCGGAAGCUGGAGUUUCUGAUGGCAGAUGCCGUAGCACAAGGUGCGGACUGCAUCAUCACUGUUGGUGGUAUCCAGAGCAACCAUUGCCGCGCGACAGCGGUGGCUGCGAAGUAUCUCAAUCUUGAUUGCUACCUGAUACUACGUACCUCCAAGCUUCUUGUGGAUAACGACCCUGGUUUGGUUGGCAAUCUCCUUGUCGAGAGACUGGUGGGGGCACACAUUGAUCUUGUGUCAAAAGAAGAGUACGGAAAAAUUGGCAGUGUGGCUUUAGCUGAUUUGCUGAAAAAGAAGCUGUUGGAAGAAGGGCGGAAACCAUAUGUGAUUCCUGUUGGUGGAUCAAACUCACUGGGAACUUGGGGCUAUAUUGAGGCGAUAAGAGAGAUAGAGCAGCAAAUUCAGCAAUCCACAAACGUUCAGUUUGAUGAUGUUGUUGUUGCAUGUGGCAGUGGUGGAACCAUUGCUGGCCUUGCUUUAGGAUCAAGACUGAGCAGCUUGAAGGCAAAAGUCCAUGCAUUCUCUGUUUGUGAUGAUCCUGGAUACUUCUACGGCUACGUUCAAGGCCUGAUUGAUGGGCUUCAAUCUGGUUUGGAUUCACAUGAUAUAGUAAGCAUUGAAGAUGCUAAGGGAUUAGGUUAUGCCAUGAACACAGCUGAGGAGCUUAAGUUUGUCAAAGACAUAGCUGCAGCAACAGGCAUUGUCCUUGAUCCAGUCUACAGUGGGAAGGCAGCUUAUGGAAUGCUAAAAGACAUGGCUGGCAAUCCAGCCAAGUGGAAAGGGCGAAAAGUUCUGUUUAUCCAUACAGGUGGUCUUCUUGGGUUGUAUGAUAAGGCUGACCAGUUGUCAUCUUUGGCUGGGAACUGCCGUAGAAUGGAUCUUGAAGAUUCUGUUCCACGGAAAGAUGGCACUGGUAAGAUGUUCUGAUCGAUACAGUCAGGGCACUUCCAUGAUGGUUCAGUCUUCCAAACAUUUCAUUUGGCAUAGAGUAUUUACUCUGACAUUUGUGCAAGAAAAUCCGGAAUAGAUGGUUCGCAUGGUGUAGAGUAUUGAUGCAAUUUAAGAAUAAAAGCACAUCUUUCUGCCAUUUGGAAAUAAAGCUUUCUAUAUUGACA